This is a messenger RNA of Dromaius novaehollandiae (emu), 1956 nucleotides long. It is a transcript of the gene NCF1, whose product is annotated as neutrophil cytosolic factor 1. The record is from RefSeq and is a predicted model, not a curated record. NCBI's taxonomy places the organism in Eukaryota, Metazoa, Chordata, Aves, Casuariiformes, Dromaiidae. Gene Ontology annotation, cellular component: NADPH oxidase complex; cytoplasm. The coding region runs from base 256 to 1425 and encodes 389 amino acids. The transcript is spliced from 11 exons. Gene Ontology annotation, biological process: respiratory burst; superoxide anion generation. Gene Ontology annotation, molecular function: protein binding; superoxide-generating NADPH oxidase activator activity; phosphatidylinositol binding.
CCCCCGGGGCCGGAGGCAGCGCGAAGCCGCCAAAGGGGCCGGGCCUGGAGACUCUGAGCGGGAAACACCCGGUCAAUACAAACCACAGCGGGUAAAAAAUUGCAGGCAUGAUUGCGGUGAGACUUCCCCUUUUCAGGGGGCUUUAAAAGAAAAGCAGAAUGAUGCAAAGGCAGAGAGGAGACGCGGAGGCGGCCGGGCGAGCAGCGAGCGGCACAGCAGCGCGGUCAGGGCCGGGCACCGCGGCCAGGAGCAGCUAUGGGGGACGCGUUCAUCAGGCACAUAGAGCUGCUGGGCUACGAGAAGAGGUUUUUCCCCAGCCAACAUUAUGUCUACAUGUUCCUGGUGAAGUGGAACGACCUCUCCGAGAAGCUCGUCUACCGCCGAUUCACCGAGAUCUACGAGUUCCACAAAGCGCUGAAGGAGAUGUUCCCCAUCGAGUCCGGCGACAUCAACCCCGAGAACCGGAUCAUCCCUCACCUGCCCGCCCCCAAGUGGUUCGACGGCCAGCGGACGACACAGAACAGGCAGGGCACGCUGGCCGAGUACUGCUACAGCCUGGUGAACCUGCCGCACAAGAUCUCCCGGUGCCUGCAAGUGGUGAACUUCUUCAAGGUCAGGCCUGAUGACAUGAGCCCCGUCACGGACAGCCAGAUCAAGAAGCCCGAGGUGUUCCUCCUGCCAAAGGACUCCAAGAAAAAUUCCACCGACAUCACAGGUCCCAUCGUCCUGCAAACGUACCGAGUGAUAGCCGACUACGAGAAGAGCUCCAGGUCCGAGAUGGCUCUAAAGUCUGGGGAGAUGGUGGACGUCGUGGAGAAGAGCGAGAGUGGCUGGUGGUUCUGUCAGUUAAAGAAUAAGCGGGGCUGGGUCCCAGCUGCCUAUCUGGAGCCGAUAGACGGUCCUGAUGAAUCUGAAGAGCAGGAUCCCAACUAUGAAGGUGAGCUCUACGUUGUCCAGAAAAGCUACACAGCCGUUGAGGAGGACGAGCUGACUCUCAAGGAGGGUGAUACUAUAGAAGUCAUCCACAAGCUACUCGAUGGCUGGUGGGUCAUCAGGAGGGAUGAAGCCACGGGUUAUUACCCCUCCAUGUACCUGCAGAAAUCCGGGGAGGAGAACGGCCCCAUGAAGAGCGAGCUGAGGAACCGAAGCGCCCCUCCUCGGAGAUCCACCAUCCGAAAUGCUAAAAGCAUCCACAAGCAGAGCCGGAAGCAAAUCAGCCAGGAGACCUACAGGCGGAACAGCAGGAAGUAUAUCCAGAGCCGGAGAAAUAUGAAGGGCAAUUUCAAGGAAAAGGCCAACAUUAUCAUUGAGAAAAAUGAACACGAAGAAAACAGGUCCAAGGCUCAACCUGCUGUUCCUCCCCGGCCCAGCAAAGACCUCAUCAUGAAUCGCUGUACGGAGAGCACCAGGAGAAAGAUCAUGUGAGGCCCUCAGCCCCCCCAAAACCAAGCAAGUAGAUGCUUUAUCUCUGUCAGCUCCUGUGCAAAAAGGGGCUCAGAGCCAGAGUGGGAAACUCUGCUGGGGAAUUUACAUGGCUCUGAAAAUAGCUGCAAGCCAUGAGGAACUGCAGACUCAGCAGACUGCAAUCCAGGGCCCUGUGUUAAUUCAACAGCAUAACAACUCUGAGAUGUCCUAACUAUAACAUGAGAAACUAAGUGAGCACUGCUCCGUUGGCUUUUCUGGGGGCUGAAGAUUCCCAGAACCUGUUGGAGACGUUCUUGAUCAAUAGGCUUUUUUUUAAAUCCCUCAUUUGUAUUUUGAAUGAUUUUAUGGUGUUCACCAAUUACCAGCUUUCUACAGAAAGUGCUUCGGGGCUUCAGUUACUGUGAGAAAACAGUUGUGAGCUAACAUGUAAAUAAUUUGUACAAAGAAAAGACACUUUAUCUAUGUAUUUCAGUGCUUUUUACAGGCUUUCAGUGUUUUUAUUAAUUCAGCCAAACAGCUGAUUAAUAAACA